Messenger RNA from Anopheles coustani, 1349 nucleotides. Its product is annotated as decapping and exoribonuclease protein-like. The record is from RefSeq and is a predicted model, not a curated record. Gene Ontology annotation, biological process: NAD-cap decapping; nuclear-transcribed mRNA catabolic process. Gene Ontology annotation, molecular function: mRNA 5'-diphosphatase activity. Gene Ontology annotation, cellular component: cytosol; nucleus. NCBI's taxonomy places the organism in Eukaryota, Metazoa, Arthropoda, Insecta, Diptera, Culicidae.
UUCUCCUAGAAAGGAUGUUUUCUACAACCUCGCUUGAUCCUGCUCCUCGCCAUCGUAAAUCUAAACCAUUUCCAUCGUUUACGAAACCUAAUCUCGUUGGUUUUUUUAGUCUCGAUGCCGAUCGGCAAUAUGAUGGUUCCGCAGUGCAGCUGAAGUAUCUCUCCUUGCCACCCGAAUCGAGAACCAACUUACGUCUCGAUCUGAACGAAGGAUUUGAAAUCCGCCGUCUCAAACCGGACAGCGCCAAAGGGGAACGAAUCGACAUGUUGCUAAAAUUCAUUCAGCAAAACGAAAUCGCGAACCUGUGGACUCGGAGGCUGCCGGAUGAUGAGCUAGCCGAUGGAAACAUGCUCCGGCGGUUGCGGUACGAUUUUGUGUGCUUCCGAGGUUUACUCCGACUGAUCGCCUGCACACCGUACGAGUGGAAAACGGGCUGGAUCAUACAGGCGAUACGGUACCGUGACACAAUCUAUCUGUGCGAAAAACCGACCGUGGAAAAGCUGGAGGCGGAACGGAACGAAACUGAGCAGCAGAAACUCUUCUACUAUGGUUUCAAAUUCGAGCAGCACAUCCUGACGGACGAACCGAAUGAAAAACCGGACACAUCCGAACCGGUGGUGAUCGGUGAAGAGUUUUGCUCCAUGUUCGACAGCACGCUGGGAGGCAGCAGGAUUCUUUACGGGGCGGAAAUGGAUGGCAUCGUGACGGAUUCACCCCUCGAUCGGGAACGGUUGUGCGUGGAUGAUCUGCGCCGGCAGGAGUUUGUGGAGGUCAAAGUGAAGCGGAAGGAAACAACCCAACGGCAGAGGGAUAACUUCUAUCGUUUCAAGACGAAAAACUGGUGGUGCCAAAGUUUCCUCGUGAACGUGCAACGGUUGAUCGUGGGCCUGCGGGAUGACGAUGGAAUUGUGCGUGAGAUCACGGAAAUGCACUUGAAAGACAUUGACCGUGAAUCCCGGCAGCAUUGGUCUGCGGCAGUUUGUAUGAAUUUUUGUGCGGAAUUCCUGCGGGAGGUAGCGGACAUUAUGCACCAGGUGGACAGCUGUCGAACGGUGUACCAGUUCGAGUAUAGCUCGACGGACAGCCGGCUCGUACGAUAUCGUGUGCUAGAUGAAGGACAUUCCGAUGAAUUUCUCCCCAGCUGGUACACGGAGUUUGUUGAAGGAAUGCAGCCGAAAGGAAAGCAGAAUAAAACAUAGAAAAAACGGUAUUUGUUCACUGUAUCCUACGAGGUUUAUUUCGCACUUCCGACUUUCGACCUUUAGUUCAUGUCGGAUAAUCCCGGCCUACGUUGAUCGAAUUUUUUUGCCGGUCGAAACGGUCGCUGCUGUUGCCGCCCACCACGCGUG